Messenger RNA from Anopheles funestus (African malaria mosquito), 12026 nucleotides. RefSeq lists its product as uncharacterized. The transcript is spliced from 12 exons. The record is from RefSeq and is a predicted model, not a curated record. Lineage: Eukaryota; Metazoa; Arthropoda; Insecta; Diptera; Culicidae. Gene Ontology annotation, biological process: regulation of establishment of bipolar cell polarity; signal transduction; establishment of mitotic spindle orientation. Gene Ontology annotation, molecular function: protein binding. Bases 3203 to 8962 code for a protein of 1919 amino acids. Gene Ontology annotation, cellular component: spindle.
GUUUCGGGCAGGAACGUAUUUAUGGUCUGAUCCGUUUCAAUCGAAGUGUCCGGUAUGGUUCGAAAUGGAAACGAAACCACAAAAUCGGUCACAAUCAAUUUUAGCAUGGCCUGUGCGGGGGUUUUUAGUUGGGGAUGGUUUCUUUCAUGCUGUUUUUCCACCUUUCGUGACCAGGAAGGAAUACUCUAAAUGUACCAAUUGCAUGGCUCGUCUAAUAUUAGAUUGUACUGUUUUCGGGGAGUGUUGUGUACACCAUACCGACGAUUGUGAUCCACAAAAAAAGACAGUCUAACUGGUGAGCGAAUUGCAAUGAAAUCGUAUCGCUGGGUUUUUAAAUUCGACCACCCAGCAUUGAUUGGCGGUUUGUACGUGACUAUGAGCACGGCACAUUAAAACGAACCUCCAGCGAAUGUCCAACGUGAUCAACAAACUGACAAUAAAUUGGAUCGCCUUUCCGUUCCUCGUGCAUCAAUGCACCUUGCUGUGCAUCAUUAGAGUGUUGUGUUUAAUUUAUACCAGGGUGAGGGUGGUCACAAAACGAUUUUAAUUGGCCACUUGCGUGGACAGUGCGGUGUCCAAAGCGUCUGCACUAACGAAGGACACAUUUAAAAAGCAAAUGCAAUUGUACAACCCGAUACUUUGAAACUUCCUAUAGAUAGAAACGGACUGGUGAGUGAUUUUAUUUGCAUACUCUACUGCUGAGCAAAAGUAAAAGAAUCCAUCCAAAUGCGUGCCUUUAGUAUCUCUGCUGAAAAAGGUCGAUUCAAACUAGGAGUGCUUGAAGCGUCGCUUGAACGAAUGGUUUAGAAACAGCAUUCAUUAAUCGCAUCAUUACGCCCGGGUGCCGAGAGACUUCUCGAACUGUGAAAUGGAUUGUUGUGCUACAACAGUACGAGUCCUGGCAUCUAUUUAAGGGUACUGGCUGCAAUCGAGCUACUCCCUAACAAGAGUGGGAUGAACUUUAAUUACUUUGAUGGACCUAUUAGCACAAAAGGGGUGCGUCAGAGUGAAGCUCCUUUUGAUGAUAGUAAAAUGAGACGAACGUUUGCUUGGUUUGAAACAGCUGGAACGGAAAGAAAGGCUUUGGGUUUUAUCUAGCUGCUUGUUAGCUUUUUGGAGAAAUUGUGUCAGCUUUAUGCUGUAGGUGAUUUUCUAUUUAUCAAUUACGGUAUGAGAUCGAAAUUUGACUUAGGUUUGAUGAACAAACUGUCGCUUUGCCGUUAGAGUACGCUAAAACUAAGAAUAAAUUAGUUUUUUAUUAGGAAUUUUUUCAACGCAAAAACAAAAGAUUUGUAUUACGCGGUAGACACGAAGAUCAGAAUUAAACAUUUCAAAUCGUAGCCGAUCGUUCGUUUUCGGAGACACCCUGUUUUAUUGUACGACUGGUUUGAGUUGGUUUAUACAGUCUACUCGAGAUUCACGUCCCAUUUGUACGAUAUAUCGGGAAUGGUUUUGUAUGAGAUGUGUCGUUUACAUCCUCGUGUUCAGUGCUGCUAAUAAAGAAGGCGGUUAUUAAGGGGCCGGUGAACGUGUGCAGUUUUUUUAUUAUACGAUUUUUAUUUCCAUACGAAAUAUAACUCGUAGGCAUUGUAAAUUUAAUAAACAAACAUAGGAAACGUUUGAAGUGUCUGAAAAAAUAUAUUAUUUUUUAAUCAAAUUGUUACUCGGUGUAAUAAAACGUGCAGCCGUGUACGCGCACCUUAAGAUCAACUGGUUUCUUGGCUUUGAUGGGUGAUCGCUUGUGUCGUGCCUGAAGAGGUAGCUGCAGACGCGCGUUGAAACAAGCAAGAACACAUCACAGAAAAGUUCAAUCAAGUCGUCUGUGAUCUUGUGAUUUUGUGCGUACCACGAUCGCUGGUGUAUUUGUGCGCAUAUGUUUUGUACGUGCGCACCGUUGUGCUUCAUUGUAUUUCGUUGUUGUUACUAUUGUGCUGUAUUGGAAGUUGUUUUGCGCGCUUCUUUCGGAUGGUGUUUAUUGGUGUGCAAAAGCUUCAACCCCAAAGGCAAAGCUCUCUCAAUCAUCAUCUACCCCCACAAAACAACACAGCAUCUUCACCGUUCCAAGUCAACGCAGUCAACAACAGAGUGCGGGGUGAUGAUAAGCAUAAACAACCGACCAUCGUGGAACGUUUCGGGUUUUUUCUUUUUGCAAGCAGCUUUUGGGCAGUGUGUGAUUUCGUUCCGUUUUUUUCGCUUUACCCUAAAGCAUCAAAGUGAAAGUUGCACAAAAUAGUGUCUCGUGUGGGGCUCUGUUGUACGGUGUCCGUGGGGGUUUUGCCGCUGUGUGUGCUCUUUGUGUGUACAUAUGCGCGCCCUGUCCAGUGUGCUUUACACGCGUGUGUGUCUGUGUGUUUGUGUUGAUGGUGAUCUUCAUGCUCGAUCGUUCCAUCGCAAGGAUCGACCAGAUUCUGUGUUUUUUGCGGUGUUUAAAAUUUGGUCCACUUUUGUGGUUGCUUUUUAAAGCAUUGUGCGUAUUGUCCUUACGGUGGAAAAAACAAAGUUCAAGCAUCGAAAGCUACUACGGGUCCCAAACAAGGUGCUGAUCUGCAAUUUUUUUUUAUUGCUGUGUGAUGAAAGUGUAAAAAGUGCAGCGAUUUGUAGCGUCACGUUUGGCUGGCUUUUUGUGGUUUUGUGGUGUUUCAUCGUAAGGUGUUUCGCGCCCUGCACACAUUCAUUGUGCUUCCCUGUGCAUAACUAACCGGCCGAAGGGUAUAUACCCCAUGCGGGUUUGGGCACCCCUCGAAACCUUAACGUAUAUGAGUGCGUGGGGUAGUGUGUAGUGAAUGCAAAAGCUACAAAACCCCUCUUUUGCCUGAAGUUCAUCCCUCCCAAAAACGGGUGGUGUGUUUGCAGUAAAGCGGUCAGUGGAUUGAACGUCGGUUGCGAUCGAUUUUCCCAUGUGAAGAGAACCAUUCGCGCAGAAAUUAUGGUUCGCUGAACGGAAUCGAGGGAAACAAAAAAAAAAGUUUGUGAGAAUAAAGAACAACCCCAAAACCAUAGCCGCAGAACAACAUCAACAUCCCGAUCCAACGGCAGCCGGCUGAAGCGGAUUUGUAAUUAACUGGCAAAAAAACCAAAGGAACGAGUCUAGUGUGGCUGUUGAUAUAAGAACCGCUGCUGAAUCCAGUGUGUUGAUAAAAAGCCAUUCCGAUCCAGCAAUUGAAUCGCAGAGAGAACUUGCAACCAACAAAAAGAAAGAAAGAUGGAUAACAUACGUAGUGCAAACAGUGAAACAAGCGUUCGGCACGUUUUGGAUUGUGAAGCUUUUGACAGCAGUGAAACCAAAAAUACAUCGUUCUACCGGAACACGAGCAACACACGUAAUGGACUAACAGCCGAUGGAUGUUACUUCAAUGCCGUGUUUAACGAUAGCAGUGAAACGUUUGUGGAUGAGCAGGAUACCGUUGCAGCACGCAGCGUAACAACAGGUCGCGAUUCUGUUGCCGUCAACAAUCCAUCAACAGCGGUACGGUUGACAGUGCCAUCAUCACCGUCGGUCGCGACGGAUGGAUCACAACCCUUCCGUCGAAGCCACUCGAUGCGAUCGUCCUUUAACUCGUUGCGUAGUUUGCGUACGAAGCUAAAGCACAACACAUCCUCUAACGGGAGUGGCGUGGUUGGUGGAUCCAGUGGCCGUACGGCCUACUGUCAUCUACCAACCGUCGGUGACCUGGCCAGAUCUCCAUCAGCAUGCAUUACAAAGCGAUCCGGCGGCAGUCGUAACAGCUCGAGCUUACACUUUACACGAUCUACCGGCGAUGAUAUGCGGCGCAGCUUACGACACAAGCUGCACAAGCUUAAAAUUACCUACAACGAGUUGCGCCGUCUACAGACCAAAGUGUUGCAGGAUAAACGGACCCUGGACGAAGUGUGCGAUGGUACGGAACUGCCGGAAAACAUCCCUCCCAAAGCUGCCGCUCUGCUUAUGGAAGGAUUUUCUCGAACGAACAGUGUUCAAAGUUCAUUGAAAGUUCACCGACGGCCACCAGAAGCUGUUGGUACUUCCCUUCCCGUGAAGCGUUCCAGCUCGGUACGCGUUAAAGAAACGAAGACAACCUUCCCUUUGGUAAAUACUGACCAGCGGGAAGAAACGUCGACUAUGACGGAACAGUGUGCGAACUUAAAAGUGGUUCGAAAGCAACAAAACCCAGAACAUUCGUCCCACUUGACAGUAAUCGGUGGGAAAGCUUCCGAAUCGUCGGUGCCAAAGAAGGAAAGCGUGACGUCCGGGGUGGAAAUGCCAAACCGACCGGUUGACCAGCAAUCGGCUACAUCUCCUGGACAUUCGCAUCAUCAGCAGCAACCGACACUUACCGUCACGAGGACAGCCACCAUAAGGAAAGGAUCAGUGUGGGCGAACAAUACAACCAAAAUCAGUCUUCCGGAGCUGGUCACCCGGUCACUGUCAAACCUUGAGCUGCCAAGUUGUCGUGUGCCGUGUCCCAGCAUUAUACCAAGACCGGCAGACCAGCCAUCAACAUCAUCCGGACACAAAUCGGCCGCCAGUUCCAGCUGUUCGCUGUCCACGAUCGAAACGCAAACGGGUAACACAUCGGUUCAAUCUCUACCCAUCACAAUCGCAACCACUACCAGCACGGUUUCGUUGACGUACGAAGAUGAACUAUCCCGGAGUCCGGGCCGUAGGAAACCCAAAAACUCUCCGCUCGGUUCGCUGCUGGCUGCAGUCACCUCGCCCGUACUGAAUCGGAUCUCGAGCGCCAGCUCGCCCAAUCUUUCCAGCUGCUCCUCGUCCGCAUCCGGCAACCGUAUGGAGUAUCUGCUUCCUCACCAGCAGCAUCCACCCGGUGCUGGUGCUGGUUCAGCCGCUUCACAGCAAUCGGUAAUCCUACCAAAGCACCGGCAACACUCGCCGAAAAUUAUAAAGAAAACCCGUCACCUUUCGACCAGUUCCGUUGAGGAGACGGAUACGGGUGAUCACCCGAAGAGUGGCAAGAGCCGUCACUCGGCUAACGUCAAUGCGGAAGCGGAACGUAACGCACGCAAUGCGCAACACUUGCUGCUACGGUCGAAUCGGCUUACCGUAAGCGAUAAUCAUAAUUUAAGUAACAGUGGUGGAAACAAUGGCACCACAAUCACCACGUACAGCACGACCAACUCGGUCGAUGUUUUGGCAGUGCACAAUGCUAAAAGUGUGUCCCCAUUGCCAUCGUACCAGCAACAGCAACAGCACCAGCAUCAGCAGCAGCAAUCAGUGGCAGCACCACCGUCUUACUGGAAGCAAAAGAAACUUCCGACCAAGAAGCAGCACAAGCAGCUCCAGGCACAGCUAGACAAGCUGACCCAAAUUAACAUUCAUCUACACGCACUGUUCUCAGCCGUCGAACAUGGUCACCUGGAAAAAGCACGCACCAUCCUGGAAAGCACGGACGUGGACGUUAACAGCCUGAACAGCGACGGUCUGACACCGCUGGACGUGGCCGUGCUCAGCAAUAAUCGUUCGAUGACUAAAAUGUUGCUACAGCAGGGCGCCGUCGAGAAUGCACAUUCUGUGCACGCGGCCAACAGCAACAUGGGACUGCAUCUGAACAAUCUGCUUUGCGAUGCCGAAGCGACCAUACACGAGCUGGGGAACUUCGACGGCAAUCAGCCGGGCAUGACCAGCAACGAACGGACCGGAUCCGGCGCCAAUGCCGGCAAAACUUCCUUCUCAAACAUCAUCGGCAGUAGCGGUCCAUCGGUCACAAGCUGUACGGGUAGCGAAAUCGACAAGCAGGUGGGACUGUGGGAACGACGGGUAAAGGGACUCCGGCGGAUGAUACUUGGCUGGGAGCAAACGAAACCGCCCGAUGUACCGAAUCGUAUCGACAUCGACGUGACCGGCUGCAGUGCUGUUAGUUUGCGGUUGUACGAACCGCUGGAAGGUGCCAUAACUACCAAAUUUAAAGUGCAAUGGUCAUCCCGUUCGGAUUUUAGCAACGUUGUGGGUGAACGUGAAAUCAGCGAAUGGUGCAGCUUCCAUGGAUGCAUGGGUGCGGUCUGCAAUCUGAACGAGUUGAUCCAGGGCCGGCGAUACUUUUUCCGUGCGUGUGCCGGCAACGUGAAGGGCUGGGGACCGUACAAACUAUCCGUCCCGAACUGUGUCGUACCAUCGAGCUGGCGUGAUGUCGAGGGUCGAGACAAUCGAUUUGCUGGCAAGCAGCGCAAUCUGGACGAGCUGUUUAAUGCGGUACGGCUGGCACGGCCGGACGAUGCAUCUGAGAUCGCGCUGGACGGUGGACAGCAGCAGAAGCGUGCGACGAAAAAGAAAACCACCAUCAAGCAACUGUUUUCGGCUGCGUCUAAAUUUCAGAAAAAUCUCAAACGUGGCAUCUACUUAGCCUGCGUCCUGUACCAUGAGGAUAAGCUAUUGCUCACCAACGAAGACUUCGUUCCGGUAAUUGAGAUUGAUGAAACCUUCACCAGCAAUCUGCACACGGAUUUCUACUGGCUGAUGAAGGUUGCCUGUACAUGGGACGACGUGAAGUUGCUUCGAAUGGACAUGGAACGGAAUGCAUCGUCGGCAAUACACUUCCGCACGAAGUUGCUAUCAGCCGCAUGCCAGAUGCAGUCAGCCCUGUCGAUAACCGAUCUGGGACAAUUGUUCUACCGCCCUUUACGAGAUGUCCAUGGUACGGUGGUACUAUCCUGCGUCAACUGUAUUAAGAGUCCUAAAGCGGUAUCGGUACUCAACUCCCGAUGGAUACCGUUGAACAAAAUUCACAAAAAGCUCGCCCUCUCGACGGAGGACAGCAGCAUCAACGAAAUUCUAAUGAACUCCAUCCAGGAACAGAUCAACUAUCAUCAGGUCUCGAACAUCCGGCUUUCGAGGGGUUUGUACGUCGGCUAUCUUAAGAUGCAAAGCUCGGUCGAUGUCAUCCAGGUAGUGGUACCGGUAAAGGCACCGAAUGUUCUUCCGCACUGUAAAAUUCGUGACAAUCCUCAUAUAUCGGCUGAGGAAUGGGAAUUGAUCAAACAGCACAAACCUUCUAGUAUUUUGGAAUUCCGACCGAAACAUCAAGGUCCUACCGAGGUUCAGCUACACUUUCUCGAAAUGCUCACGAAAGCCGUCCACAAUCUGUUCCAGUACAUGGAUAUACCGGUGGAUGUGGCCGUCGCCCAUCGGCUGUACGACGUGGAAGUGAUCGAACUGAAUGCGGACGUUAGCUUCCUGAUCAUUUGCCCACCGGCCGAGAGUAGCUGUGCCGUUCCAGGGCAGAAGGAAAGUUUACUGCAACGGGGCGAUCUGUUCUCCAUGCCAAUUCAAGCGUUCGAGAUGAUACAUCUAAAGACGUAUCAAAGUAACAUUAUACAGAAGUAUUCCCGGUUGUCCUGCAUCCUGGAGCUUGACACGAUGCUGGCGAACCAUCUACAUCGAGAGGCAUUCAGCAGUUCAGAGCUACAGAAGGCCAAAGAUCGUUUGGCAAAGCUGCAAGAACUAUCGGGUGGGUUGAACACUAUCUGGAAGGGUGUCCGGUGGCUGAUGGAUGUGAUCGGUUAUGCGCGCGAUCGUGCCAAUAUGCCCGAGCUAAACAUGAAACAAAUACUGGACUACAAAACUACCUACUUCGGUAAGUUACCUAAAAAUGGUAACGGUGAUAAGAAAAAAGGUGGCAGUGAAAGUCAACUCCUUCAUCCACCCGGUACAGCACCGGGUACAAACAGCUUUCACAAGAGCAGCCCGGGCAGAGGAUCAUGGCCCGGUCCGGCUGUAGAGAAUACGCUCGGCCACAAUGGGCUGCUGGAUGCGGAACACUCCAAAUCCGAACAACUGCUAAAGUACAACAGUGCACGGUUUCUGAACGUUAGUCAAGCUGGUUCGCGCAAGAACAGUGCCGACUCGAACUCGGUCGCUACGCAUAGUAGCUACUACUCGGUGACGGGUGUAGAGCCGGAAAAGGAGUUCGUAGUGAUGCCACGAUUGCCUCCAUCGCGAUCGGAAGAUACGCUAAACAGUUCGCAUCAUCAUGGCGGCGAUGGAAAGCAUGCUGGUUCCGGUGGAACUAGUGGGGUAGGCGCGGGUAGUAAAAAACGACCACCUACUAUCUACUCCAGCUAUUCAGCCACAUCCAGCCCGCUGCUAAACGUCCGUUCGCCGUUUCUAGUACCGAUGGUACCGACCACCAGUCCGGGAACACUCGUAACUAAAGUAUCGGUUCCCGUAGAAGAUAUUGAAAAUGCUAACAAACAACAAACCACUAUCGGUGCAGGCCAGCAGGCUUCACUAACCACUGCGUCAGGUGGUGUGCCGUUUAAAUUGCUAGCAAAAAAAUCCCGCGAUCAGGCACUAAAAGCGAUCAAUUUUAUUGAACGAGAACAGCAGCAAGAAAUGGAAAUAUUCGAAGAGACAAAACCCAUCCUAACAACAACGUACCUUAAGCCAACGCUUGCUGCUCUACAAAAUGAAGCGAAAUCCUAUCAACAGCAGGAAGUGCCGGAAACUCGUGAAGCGAUAGCGGUGCCAGCACAAGAACCUCUCACACCAAACUCCGUUGCCAUCACCGUAGAGCAAACGUCUUUGCCGUCUACUACCAGCGAAACAACCGAACCAAGCGUUACGGAACCGACGACAGAAGUGGCGGCAGGUGGAUCGUCUACCCCCGUAACAAACGCCACCAGUAUCCUACAGGUGUAUGCAGCGUACGAAACGGGUUUACCGAGCGGAACUUCACUAAAGCUUCGCGUAACACCCAAAACGAGCGCACGCGAAGUGAUCGAUCUCGUCGUGAAACAGCUCAACAUGGCAGUAGUGCUGAAAGGGCGCGAAGGACCCAUCUACACACCGGAGCGGUUGGACAACUUUUGUCUAGUGGCCGUGAUAGGCGCACGGGAACGAUGCUUGCGCGACGAUUUCCGACCAUUGCAACUUCAAAAUCCGUGGCGCAAAGGUCGUCUUUACGUGCGCCAAAAGCACGAUCUGUUAGCCGCGAUCGAGCAUUCCAAUCGGGAUAUGGCGGACAUUUAAAUUAAACGACGGGCACGGAAGAACAGAUGCACACGAACGUCAUGCGAAGAACGAUGUGAUAGUCAGCGGUCAGCAAAACGAUUGACAAAGUUUUCCGAAUUUCCGAUUCGUAGUUGUUGUUUCAAAUUUUGUUAUGCCCUAUCCGUGGUAGUUUAGUCACAAGUAGCGCGUGGGCCGACUUGUUUGUAAAUUAUUUGCACAGUUCUGUACAUUUUGUAAAACUUACCUAUUACUAAUAGCGACCGUGAGAGAGUUUUAAGUAGGGAAAGAGUAAUUUUACGCCCACGAGCGAAGCUAAUCUCUAGCAAACGAGCGAACGAAAGUGACGAUCGUUAUGGUACUUUUACUAACUUUGACGAGCAUGAAGCAAGAGAAAAUAUUGUCUGACCCCAGACCUGUAGAAGAAUGUAGAAAUAUGAAAAGGGAAUCGUUCGGCAAGACAACUGUUUCAUCUUUAGCGUAAAAGCUAUCAUUUUCAUCCGCAGACGACUACACAAAAUGGAGGAAAACUGUUAAAGAAAUCAUACCAAAAAAAACCGUUAAUGAACGAUAAUCGUCGAUCUCUGGGGAUGAGCGAUGUAUAAUUGCACAUUUUAAAAAAGCGCCUCCAAACCUUUAGAUGCGUCUUUGUAAGGGAGAAAGAAUUCAACUAUAAAGGAGUUAAAUGAUAGACUUUGUGGCAUUAAUCACUGAAAGGAAUUAUUAAGUCUGUACUUUAAUUCGUGGCAUCGCAUUGAAGAUGAAUAUUUUCUUUCAUACGUUUUACUCUCUUCAUUAAACUCUUUAGGAUUUAUAAUAUGAAAUUAACACAUACUUGAUUCCACAGGGAAAUGAUCUUUUUUUUGCGUGGGAAAGAUUUUUGUUUUACUCAAAGAAAUUCAACAGGUUCACAACACUCGGUUGUGUUACAAUAAACAAUUGUUUGGUACGCCUUUCAUAUGCUUGCCACGAAUUAAGCUAUAGGCUCACCAGGUACAUCGGUUUGUACGUUUUCUUACGCUACGGUCGGAACCGUUAGGACGUCGGAAACACUCAAACUCAAAUCAAUUACUCUCAAUGGCAGAUGAUAGAUGUUUUUAUUUUAUCCUUUUAUAUGGAGAGUGAUCAGCUUAGCGAACGAAUGUAAUUAGAGUAGCGUAUAUUAGCGGAAAGAAAUUAGCGGGUCAUAAGUAUACAUUUGAGUAAACUAAUGCCAGUGAAUUAAGUGGAAGUAAUCAUCCUAUUUUCAUGCGCAUGGGAGUGCAAAUUGCAAAACGUGCAUAUGGAGUAGCAAACAAAAAAAAAAGUAAGGAAAAACUUUUUUUCAAUAUCAAGAGUUUAUCGAUCUCACACAUUCUAAAUCAAUAUUCACAAUAGACCAUUGGAAGUAAGGAACUUCAGCACAGCAGAGAAAUACGAAGGAACCAAACCCCUUACCCCAUAUUUACCCCUUACCAAUAGUAUCGAGCUUAGUGUAUUUAACCAACCAACACAAACAGAAAACUUGGAUAUCAUACAUUCGUGGACAGGAAAAGAAAGUCUAUUUUUUUGCAAAUGAACUUUGAGUAUUAACUAAAACAUUCUAACCUACUUACGAAUGAUCUACAAACAGAUGAACGCUUUGCAGAUGGAUAAAUCUUCACCGAUCACGUCGAUCAUCCUAUUUUGUAGAUCGAACCUAAGGACUGUGUAUAACCUUCGCGGCUCCGAACACUCACAUAAUCUCCCUUUCGAUAAAGGACAGCCGUUUAAGCUGUAAAAUUGCACUUUGAUUAAAGCGUGACACAAAGGAGACGCGUUUGGGCCCCGACUGAGAAGGUUUUAUGAAAUGGAUGCCGUUUGUCAAUCGAUGGCGCAUAAACCAUUACACUAGAUAGACCAAAUUGAAACAACGAUCGAUAGAGUACACUAUUCAACAAUGCAAUAGCAACAACAGAAUGAUCCAACGACCAGCUUUGACCUUCUGAAAUAGCACCAAUUACAUCGACUUCGUACAAUUUUUAUCCUAGUUCAUCAACCAUCGUUUAUAGCAACAAUAGAAACGAUCUUUUAGUAAUAUUUAGAGCAAAUUUUCGACUCAAAGUGCACGGGACGGAUUGAUACAACAAAAAAAGAAAAAAAAAUAGCAGCCAGGAGUGGAAAAGGGCGAGCCACAAUCCACUAGCUCCCUUUUACAAUACACCAAUAUCGCAUGAAGCGAAGCGUAGUGUAGUCACAGUACAUAUUAUACGAAAAUUUGAUAUUAAUGUUGGUUGUUGAAUUUCGGCACGUUUUAUGUUUUCUUCCAAGAAGAUCAAAAACAAAACAAAACCGAGCUAAUAUCGAAAACCAGACUCGAUCCUGAUAUGUGGUGAUAAGGAUAUAGAUCCGAUUCCGGGCGCAGAAACGCGCGGUAAGAGGUGCUUUUGGGCAUUCCCCGUCCCACCCCACUACCCCCCCCGGUCGUACGUUACAACAAUUACAACAAUCGAUUUAAUGCGAUGAGGUGUAGAUGAGUAGGAUUUUAGUAUGCAAAUUGUACCUAGCAAUCCCUCCCGAUAGAGAUCGCUCGCCUACAUCCGGUUUUCGAAGCGAGUUCCGGGCAAAGUCCACAAAGAAGGAAACAAUGCAAUGAGGAAGCCGUCUUAGCGCGUGCAAAAUCAUUGCUAGCGAGUACAUUAACUAAUCAUAUGUGGUGUUAUUUAGUGUGAGCGAAGAACCAGGAAAAAAUAGACAUUAUUAGGCAACUAGGUAUAAAUGAUGCAAAUUGACGAAACUAAAGAUGUUGGAAACUGUCCAGAUGAGUUAGGUUGAAUGAAACGAUUUAUCACGAAGUACCCACCCAGCGCACAACCGUGAUUCAGAUGCAUUCUGCACCUGAACCAUAAGCUUGAAGCGUGGCUGUGUGUGUGAGUUGGAUAGCAAGCGGCCCCAAAAAAAAAGCAUAGCGACAUGCAUGGUUUAUUAGUGUGUAAUUAUGUGUGUGGUAAAAGGGGAGCAUAAGACGAGAAAACAUACAGAAAAACUUGCGCAACAAUACUACACCCCGUUGUGGGGAGAAACGCUAAGAGAAAUGCACCAGAAGAUUCUAUCCAUGUUGAUCAUA